AUGAACUAUGAAAAGCCAGGAGGGGUGAUGCACGAGGUCAUCCGCCGUGCCUUCGACGAGCUUCGGCUGCACAACAACCCACAAGGCACCAUCACUAUCGUCACCCACGCCUUAGCAAACGCAGAUGACCUCCCACCGCUGUCGGGUGGCAAGGAGUACAACAUGGACGCCAUCCCGAGCACCUCGUCGAGUUACUCGCGAGCCGUGGAGUCGUAUUCGAAUGGCGGCGGUGGAGGAGACGCCGGUCGGCCACGCACGACGGGCAGCACCCAAGGCCCCGCCAGCACGUUGCAGUGGUUUACGGCGGGCCCGGUUGGGGUCGCCAUUACCUCGCCCUCCCCGACAAGCUAUAACCCCCUCGCUGCCUCUCUACCGCCGGGCAGCUCCGAGUGGCUGAACAAGCGCCACACUUUUAAUCGCACCCAACUCUUACGCCUGCUGCUCAUUCGCUGCGAGGCUUUUAGCGUGCUGAAGCAGCACUCCCGUGCUCUGCAGGACGCGGAGAAGGCCGUCGAGGUCUCGCAAGGGCAGUCCGCCGAGGCGUACUUCAACGUCGGCCGCGAACAGCGCCGACAGUUCAACAUUGUCGAAUCGGCUAGCGCCUUUGACACAGCCGAGGCGCUGCUGCGGUCCAUGCAGCAAGCCAUCGCAACCGGCAGGGCCGUCUUCGAUGGCUGGAGCCAGGAGACGAGCAGCGAUGAAGCCUUUUGGGCGGACCGCGGCUUUCAGAUGGCGGAGGUGCGAGACAUGGGCAUCACCCGGCGAGAGUAUGAGAUGCAGGAGCGUAGCAGCCACCGCACGAAUUUGGGCAGUUCCUCUAGCGGGCCGACGAGCCCGAACAGCGCCAACGGUCCGGCAGCCGCUACCUUCCGCGGUGAACCGGCGACACCGCUGUCUAAUGCAGCCCGCGCCCGCGGCCGGGUCGGGGCGGAGGGCAACGACACAAGCGGCUUCGGCGUCUCACCGUGCGACGGCCAGACCUCACAGGGCAACUCCGCCAUGACCCGCUCCUUCACCUUCAACACCAGCGGGACCGGCGAUGGGGGUGCGAACAACAACAACAACACCAACACCAACGAAGACGGCGAUGAGCCGGUGGCGACGUCGUACAUGAGCGACUUGGUGCAGUGCGGCAUGUCGACCAAUGAACUGUCCAUGUGGCGGCGACUGGCGAGUGAGUCGCGAGCGCUGCUGGCGAUGCGGCAGUCGCACACCGUCCCCUCCACGGUGAUCAGCUCCACCAUGACUUUGCUGGACCGCCGCAUCUCCGGCACCCGAGGCGGGCUCGUCCUCUCCAUUGAAAACAACACCCACACCCCGCUGCGCUUCGUCGGCGCCCUCGCCCCGGACGGGCUCUACCACGACUCCUUCAGCUUCCCCCAUGUGAUCCACAAGUCGCACUGCGGAGUGUCGAUGCUGCGCCCCCGCGGCUGGGGCGGCUACUCCGGCGCGGUGUGCUACGAGCUGCACGAGAACCUCUGCUGUUUUCUCUACUUCGACAGCCCUUUGCUCGGCUCGGUGAAGUACGGGGUGCGGUUUGUUGACCUGCGCGCGUCGGACCUGCGGCGCGCGUAUGCCGAGGUGUACAAGGAGACGGGCGUGUACGGCAUCGCCGGGGGCACCACCACCGCUGCGGUUGCGCCGCCGACGCCGGCCGUGACGACCUGCACGAGUAAUAAUAGCAUCUUUAGCAGCGGCGGUGGCGGCGUCGGCAGCGGUGGGGCUGUCAACGGUCCGGGGGGCGGUGCGGGACGUGCCGGUGUGACAGGGGUCUCCAUACGAGGUGCCAGCACACCGCUGAAGACCACCGUGGCUAGCAUGAGCGCGGCACGGGCCGCCAUUCGCAUGCCGCUGUCCAACACGUGGGUGGUGGCGCACGCCGCCACCUCUGCCGCACAACGACCGGUGAAGGCUUCCUCGCGGAUGUUGGGUGGGCUGACCAUCGCGUUCUCGCUGGCGGAGGUGCUAGCGGUGCGGCUGCGCAGCGUUGAGCUGGUCCCCGCGCUGGAGUACGUUGGGGCCCUGACGCUGAAGAAAAUGAGCUGCGUCAGUCGGCGCUACCGGGAGCUCAUCAACAACCUGCCCCCACCUAUGUUCUACGGGGUAGGCCGACGCUCGUACCCGGACUACUGCAUCGGGUCCGACCGGUACAUCUCCCCGUGGGUUGUGCGGGACCGGCAGCCCGUGACCUGGAAGUUUAUCUUCGACGGGCGGAUGGCCGACCAGGAGGAGUUCUCCGUAUCGGACGUGAACGACAUGCAGAAACACAUUCUGUGCUUCUCCGCCGACGCACAGACGAAGGUGACGGGCUACGUCUACCUCGGCGAUAAGCGCUGCCUGCAGUACAUCAUCAAGGAAAGCUGGAUCCCCUUCAGCAACACGCUCUACCUCACCACCCCCGUCGGCCGCACCUUCGCCAGCUGCGUCGCCUUGAAUAACCAGACGCAGUAUACCCUGUCCUUGACGAGCAGCAGCAGCGGCAACGGUGUUGUGAGCGGGGGCGUGGACGGGGCCGGUGUGGCUGCACGACCUGGCGACGACGUGCUCUACACCGCCCGCAAACGGGUCUCUUCGGCCGGCGGCACCAACGAGGUGGCGCGUGGCACGCCGGUCAGCGCCGCGGCGGUGCCUGCGGGCGUCGUGCGCAACGGCGACGACGGGAGUAAGAUGAGGGGAAGGGCGAACCCGUCUAGUGGAGCUCUCGGACAGCAACAAAUGCAGCAGCAACAGUCCUCCGCAACCCCCACAGGAGUGGUAGAGAUGGACAGCAGCGGCGGCAGUGCCCCUCGCGGCUCUCCCGGCCAGGCUGUCCUCACCAGCCCCGUCGGGAACGGGCCAGUCGCCACACCACUCGGAGGAGGAGGUGGUGGAGGGGUCGGCGUCAACACGAUGGCCGGCACCACGCUCCACUCCGUCGCAUCGGCUGUGCAAAUGGCAGCAAGUGACGGCGGCGGUGUUGCGGUCACCGGCACGGUCAACAGCGGCGGCGGCAGCAGUGCGGCGGCGACGGCGGCUAUUGCGACGGUGGCGGCUGCGGGCUACCCGACGCCGACGCAGCCCGAGUAUUAUACGAUUUGGCGCUUACAGCGAGUCAGCGGCGGGGCGGUGGCAGGUGGGGCGGCGCCGACCACGACGAACGGUGGCGCCGACAUCAUCGCCGAGGUGAAGGUGAACCCGAUGAUGUACGGUAUUGUGACGAAGGGCUACUGCGCGGCCGAGGUCACGCUCUUUACCGGUGCAGAUGCAAUGCUCGUGUCGCUGCUUUCCUUCUUGAUAACUCGCUGGUGA
Messenger RNA from Leptomonas pyrrhocoris, 3288 nucleotides. RefSeq lists its product as hypothetical. The transcript has a single exon. The coding region runs from base 1 to 3288 and encodes 1095 amino acids. NCBI's taxonomy places the organism in Eukaryota, Euglenozoa, Kinetoplastea, Trypanosomatida, Trypanosomatidae. The record is from RefSeq and is a predicted model, not a curated record.